AUGGAAACACACAAGCCCGACUUUCCUCUAACGUCCUCACACCCAACUCUGAAUGGGCAGAAGAAAGCAAAACCAGCAAGGGUCUCUUUUUCAGCGUACAACAGCAAAUACCUCACAGUUCCUCAAAACCGGGCUUCCUUGCACAGCAGCAAGAUCAAUGGAGCUUUUGAAACAUCAAGCUGUAUAGAGUCCUUCAGCAGUUCUAUUAUAAACAAUUACCUGGAUGGGACACAGGGAGGGGCCACGGACAAGGCAUCCCCGAGUGGCAUGCAUUUCAGGGACAGCAAGAGAAAGGUUGACUACGUGUUAGCCUACCACUACCGAAAACGCCUUGCUCAGCACCCACCUGGUGCGGGCUCACCAGAGCAAACACGGCCACUGGGAGUGGAGGUGAUUGAGCUUGGCCCGCUGGAUGCUGUGGAGGAGGAGAAGCGGCUGCAGCGGGAAGAGUAUGAACGCAACCUGGUGGAAGCAGGGCUGGAGAUAGAGAAAGACCCUGAGAAUAAGAGCCAAGGAUUGAGUUUUGUCCGUAUACAUGCACCCUGGCAAGUACUUACUCGAGAAGCGGAACUCCUUAAAAUAAAAAUGCCCACUAAAAAGAUGUAUGAAAUCACAGAAGAAGGUGGAAUACUCAAAAAGUUUAAUGAAAUAUGGUGCAAAUUGACUGAACCUCUGCAACCCCAGGUCCCACAAGAAGGAAAUACCAACAUGAAAAACCUGUUUUACCCAUUUUCCAGAGAGAAAUUAUAUUUGUAUAACAUUAAAGACAAAGACACUUUUUUCGACAAUGCUACCCGCAGCCGAAUAGUACGUGAAAUUUUGAAGCGCACAUCCUCAAAGUCAAGAAACAGCAUGGGUAUUGGCACAUUAAUAGCAAACAAUGUUUAUGAUGCGGCAUACCCACUUCAUGAUGGUGAAUAUGAAGGCCAAAAUGAUUGCAUGAAUGAAAGAAAGUUACUGUAUCGAGAAUGGGCAAGAUAUGGAGUAUUUUACAAGUUUCAGCCUAUUGACCUCAUAAGAAAGUAUUUUGGAGAAAAGAUAGGACUUUAUUUUGCAUGGCUGGGCUUAUAUACAGAAUUCCUCAUUCCAUCUUCAGUAGUCGGGAUUAUUGUAUUUCUUUAUGGAUGCAUAACCAUUGAGAGUGACAUUCCUAGCAAAGAAAUGUGUGACCAGCGCAAUGCCUUCACCAUGUGCCCCCUGUGCGAAAAGUUCUGUGAUUAUUGGAACCUCAGCUCUGCUUGUGCUACUGCUCGAGCUAGCCAUUUGUUUGACAACCCGGCCACAGUCUUCUUCUCCAUCUUUAUGGCUCUCUGGGCUACUAUGUUCCUUGAACAAUGGAAACGUUUGCAGAUGAGAUUGAGUUACUUCUGGGACCUAACUGGACUAGAGGAAGAAGAAGAGCAUCCCAGACCAGAGUAUGAAACCAAACUACUACAGAAAAAGCUGAAAAAUAAAAACAUUGCAACAGAAAAUUCAAAUGAAAAUGAAAAGGAGAAGCUGACAUGGAAUGAUCGUAUGCCUGGAUAUGCAGCAAACUUUGGAUUGAUUUUAUUUAUGAUUAUGCUGACGUUUUCAGCAGUGUUUGGUGUGAUUGUAUACCGAAUUACUACAGCAGCAGCGUUGUCAUUCAGCACAAAUGAGACAACCAGGUCAAACGUUCGAGUGACUGUGACUGCAACUGCUGUCAUCAUCAACCUCGUUGUGAUACUGAUACUUGAUGAAAUUUAUGGAGUUGUUGCCAAAUGGCUGACAGAAAUCGAGGUACCCAAAACAGAGAAAAACUUUGAGGAGAGACUGAUUUUGAAGGCAUUCCUACUGAAGUUUGUGAAUUCUUAUGCACCAAUUUUUUAUGUUGCCUUUUUUAAAGGAAGAUUUGUUGGCCGUCCUGGUCGUUAUGUAUAUGUGUUUGACAGUUAUCGAAUGGAAGAGUGUGCACCAGGAGGAUGUUUGAUGGAACUUUGUAUUCAGCUGAGCAUCAUUAUGCUUGGAAAACAACUGAUUCAAAACAAUCUGUUUGAAAUUGGAAUCCCGAAGCUAAAGAAACUCUUCAGGAAGCUGAAGGAUGAAAGAACUGAGCUAAAGGAGACAGACACCAACCAAUCAAAGAACCCUCAACAGUGGGAUCUGGACUACACUUUGGAACCUUUCACUGGGCUAACUCCAGAAUACAUGGAAAUGAUUAUCCAGUUUGGCUUUGUCACACUCUUUGUUGCCUCCUUUCCUCUGGCACCUCUCUUUGCUCUCCUGAACAACAUCAUAGAGGUCCGGCUUGAUGCAAAGAAAUUUGUCACUGAACUGAGGAGGCCAGACACAGUAAGAGAAAAAGAUAUAGGAAUUUGGUAUAACAUUUUGAGUUGUAUUGGAAAGCUUUCAGUUAUCAUUAAUGCUUUUGUAAUUGCUGUCACAUCUGAUUUCAUUCCACGCCUUAUGUAUCAAUAUGCAUAUAGUCAAAAUGGAACCAUGCAUGGCUUCAUCAAUCACACGCUGUCAUACUUCAAUGUCAGUCAUCUCAAGGCAGGAACACAGCCAGAAAACUCCCCAUUUGCACAGGAUGUUUUAUUCUGCAGGUUCAAAGACUACAGAGAACCACCUUGGUCCCCAAAUCAGUAUGAGUUUUCUAAACAGUACUGGACAGUCUUAUCAGCUCGCUUGGCUUUUGUUAUCCUAUUUCAGAACUUGGUGAUGUUCCUCAGUGUUCUGGUUGACUGGAUGAUUCCUGACAUCCCCAAGGACAUCAGUGAACAGAUCAAAAAGGAGAAAAGUAUGCUUGUUGACUUCUUUCUGAAUGAAGAACAUGAAAAACUGAAGCUGAUUGAAAGCUUUAUUGCACGUGACAAGGAAAAAAACAAAAGUGGGACCAAAGGUGGAAAGAUCCGGGCUGCCAGCUUCAGCCAGUUUAACCGAAGUCCAAAAGGCAGCUUUGCCUCCUUUAGCUCACAGCACACAGAGGUGUGACUCCUUAGGGAAGGGUAACAUACUAUGCUUACCUCUGUAAUACCUGCUUACUGUGUGACGUGGUUCUAUACCUGGAGCAAGGGAGGGAGAGGCAGUCAGAGAGCAAAAAGGAGGCUUCUUUUGCUUCCUUAGAAACUCCAUAUUCAAAGUUCUUGUCACAUUUUACACACUAUCUGUGCUGCAACAUUUUCAGACUUUAUCAGUGCAACAUAAGGGCUAUACUGUGACUGUAGCUGGUCCUUGUGGUGAUGUAUGUGAGUUGGGUAGGCAUGCAGGAGUUCUCCUCACUCAUGCAGUCUUCACAGUAGGACCACAACCAUCGCUUUUCCUGCAGACACCCCAUGAGCCACAGGGAAUAGAAGGGACACUCAUGCUCUAGUAUCUAUCUUUCAGCAGAUCUGACCAAUCAUGGCGAAAUGCACACAACACGUUCUCAUGGCUUAUAGCUGCCAGCAGAUGGUUUGCAUACAUGUGAAGUUUCAAGUCUUUGUGCCUUCCUAACAUAUACUGCCACAUGGUGCUGUCUCUGUAGGGCAUGCAGGGCUGGUGUUAAGGGCACAGAGCUGUGGGAACAGAAGCAAUGAAAAUCACUAAGCACUUUCAGCUACAGAUAUAUUGUGUUUUGCUUAGCAGGAUCUUGAGUGCAUGUGCUAAUGAGCAGAGAGGCCACAACAUAUGCGUCAGAAUGAAGUAAAGCUACUAGAACCAAGGAAGCUCACUGUUAUUCAUUGCCCUGAAAAAAAAAAACCCACCCAAAACCCUGCAUGUUUGAUUCUCCUCUCACUUAGACUGGGAAUUCAGCCAGUAUCAAGAGGAAUCACGCCACUAAACCAACACCACUGUGAAGCUGACAAGUGAGAAUGGAAUCAAGACCUGUAAAUCAUGUGGCAUUUUCACGUA
Molecule: messenger RNA, 3855 nt
Organism: Melopsittacus undulatus (budgerigar)
Lineage: Eukaryota; Metazoa; Chordata; Aves; Psittaciformes; Psittaculidae
Gene: ANO2
Product: anoctamin 2
Exons: 26
Coding region: 1-2955 (984 amino acids)
Biological process (GO): chloride transmembrane transport
Cellular component (GO): plasma membrane
Molecular function (GO): protein dimerization activity; intracellularly calcium-gated chloride channel activity
Source: RefSeq, a predicted model, not a curated record